AUGUUAGCGGACGAAAAGAAUAUCAUCAGCGAUGAAGUGAACGAUGUCGGCUCUUUGGAGAAUGGGUCCGUCCGCGAGAAAUCGGUCAAUGAAGCUGAUAUAGAUCAAGUCCAAUAUACAGCUGAGGAAGAAAAGGCGGUCCUUCGUAAAAUUGACCGUCAUCUUUUGCCGCUAAUUUGCUUCAUAUAUUUUGCCCAGUACCUUGACAAACAAUCUUUGACCUACACAGCGGUUUUCGGUUUGAAGAAGGAUUUGAAGAUGGUUGGGACGGACUAUUCCUGGUGUACUACCAUUUUUUACUUGGGCCAGUUGGGAGCAAAUUUCGUUUUGGCCUAUUUGAUGACAAUUAUUCCAAGAGCGCCGCUGACUGGUGCCUGUGUUGUGAUUUGGUCCGUAUGUUGUAUGUGUUUGGCGGCGCCAAAUACUAAACAAGGAUUUUGGGUCGGGAGACUUUUCUUGGGGAUAUUUGAAGCUGCUGUACAGCCGGCCUGUGUUAUGAUCACGACUUACUGGUAUAGAAAGAGAGAACAACCACUGAGAACCGCUAUUUACAUCUCCAUGAACGCACUGGCGCAAAUUAUUGGAUGUUAUAUUAUGUAUGGCAUUGGUAAAACUAAUAGUGCGAAUAUUGCAGAUUGGAGGGUCAUGUUCUUGAUUUGUGGCGCGUUGUCAUUACUAGCUGGACUUUUGUUCUACUUCUUGCUCCCAGCUUCGCCCAAGGUUGCGUGGUUUCUCACAGAGAGGGAAAGAGAAAUUGCUUUGAAAAGAAUCCAUGAGGAAAACGACAGAAGUGCACUUAACAAGUUCGAAUUUGAUCAAUUAAAAGAAUGUUUGAAAUUUGACUGGCUCUUUAUGAGUUCUUUCGCAUUCGGGUUUCUCGUUACUGUAACAAGUGGGCCUAUCAUUUUUCAAUCUCUACUUCUGGCAAGUUUUGGUUACGACAAAUGGGAUACCAUGAAAUAUGGUUCGCCAGCAGGUGCUCUUCAGCUUCUCUUCAUAUGGGUCGGUGUAUUGGCAGUCAGGCUUAUUCCUAAAGAGCGUGCCAUGAUCUCUGCUUGUUUGGUGGGCAUUCCAUUAGCUGGGACAAUCAUGUUGCUAUGUCUCAAAAAGAGCAGUGGAUGGUGGAUGAUUGUUGCUUCUUGGAUGUCUUCAAUUAUCACUUCUUUCAUGACGAUUAUAUUGAGCUUAAUCGCAAGUAACGUUAGAGGAAACACUAAAAAGUCGCUGUGUUCAAAUGCUUUUUAUGUUGGAUACUGUUUGGCAGCCAUUAUUUAUCCACAGUGGUGGACUGGCUCUUAUCGCGGCGGUCUUAUUGUCGUCGUUAUUAUGUGGAUCAUAAUGAUUCUUUUGCUAAUUUUCUACAGAUUUAAGGCCAUCUAUGAAAACAAAAAGAAGGAAAAAAUGGAACUUCAAACCGUUCAAACAGUAACAAUUGAUGAUGACCUUACCGACAAGGCCAACAUUCACCACAGAUAUGUCUAUUAA
Lachancea mirantina is the source of this 1485-nucleotide messenger RNA. Lineage: Eukaryota; Fungi; Ascomycota; Saccharomycetes; Saccharomycetales; Saccharomycetaceae. The record is from the annotation of a GenBank genome assembly.